CACACUGUGCCUUCCAGGAAAAGUGAAUGGAAAGAAUUGAUGGAGAAGUGUGUAAGUGAAGAACGUCUGAAAAUACGUGCGUAAAACUACAAACAAGUACUGCGUCUCUAGCUCUUGGCAAAGCGUGGCAAUGGCAGAUUCUGCACGGUAGAGUUCAUGGCAAGUAAUUGCCUAAUAUAAGCCAAGCAAGAGACACAUACACGCUUAAGAGUGAAGACUGGAACGGCUAGAGAGAGGUGUGUAGCUGCAGCUCAAAGAAAAUGAAUGGCACACUGGAUCACCCAGACCAACCUGAUCUAGAUGCUAUCAAGAUGUUUGUGGGUCAGGUCCCACGGAGCUGGUGUGAGAAGGAUCUAAGAGAACUUUUUGAACAGUAUGGUGCUGUCUAUGAAAUCAAUGUCUUGAGGGACAGGAGCCAAAACCCUCCUCAAAGCAAAGGGUGCUGUUUUGUUACAUUUUAUACCCGUAAAGCUGCACUAGAAGCACAGAAUGCUCUUCACAACAUGAAGAUCCUCCCAGGGAUGCACCAUCCUAUCCAAAUGAAACCAGCUGAUAGUGAAAAGAGUAAUGCAGUAGAAGAUAGGAAGCUGUUUAUUGGGAUGAUAUCCAAGAAGUGCAAUGAAAAUGAUAUCCGAGUGAUGUUCUCCCCCUUUGGGCAGAUUGAAGAAUGCAGGAUAUUGCGGGGCCCUGAUGGCCUGAGCCGAGGUUGUGCAUUUGUGACUUUUACAACAAGAGCCAUGGCACAAACAGCUAUCAAAGCAAUGCAUCAAGCACAAACCAUGGAGGGUUGCUCUUCUCCCAUUGUGGUAAAAUUUGCAGACACGCAGAAGGACAAAGAGCAGAAACGAAUUGCUCAGCAACUCCAGCAACAAAUGCAACAGAUCAGUGCUGCCUCAGUAUGGGGAAACCUGGCUGGUCUCAACACGCUUGGACCCCAAUACUUAGCACUUUAUUUGCAGCUCCUUCAGCAGACAGCAGCUGCGUCAUCUGGGAACCUGAACACGUUGAGCAGCCUCCACCCAAUGGGAGGACUGAACGCGAUGCAAUUACAGAACCUGGCUGCAUUAGCAGCUGCAGCCAGUGCAGCUCAGAACACACCGAGUGGUACCGCUGCACUCACUUCCUCCAGCAGUCCCCUGAGUGUGCUCACCAGCUCAGCAGGUUCCUCACCUAGCUCCAGUAGCAGCUCCUCUGUUAAUCCAAUGGCUUCUCUUGGAGCAUUGCAGACUCUGGCAGGGGCUACAGCAGGCCUCAACGUUAGCUCUUUAGCAGGAAUGGCAGCCUUAAAUGGAGGACUUGGCAGUGGUGGUCUCUCAAAUGGGACAGGUAGCACAAUGGAAGCCCUCACACAGGCUUAUUCUGGAAUCCAACAGUAUGCUGCUGCUGCUUUGCCCACACUCUAUAACCAGAGUCUCCUAACACAACAGAGUAUCGGUGCAGCAGGAAGUCAGAAAGAAGGUCCAGAGGGAGCCAAUCUGUUUAUCUACCAUCUCCCCCAGGAGUUUGGGGAUCAGGAUCUGCUGCAGAUGUUCAUGCCAUUUGGAAAUGUCGUCUCUGCCAAGGUUUUCAUUGACAAGCAGACCAAUCUAAGCAAGUGUUUUGGUUUUGUAAGUUACGACAAUCCUGUCUCUGCACAGGCUGCCAUUCAGUCAAUGAACGGCUUUCAGAUUGGCAUGAAGCGUCUGAAAGUACAGCUCAAGCGCUCUAAGAAUGACAGCAAGCCAUACUGAGCACCCCUCCCCUCCGGGACUGGAGUGAGAAGGAUCUUCUGAUUCCUGCCGUUUGUUCAUCGUUGUGCCUAAAGCAUGUCGAUGUGGCGUUCAAGUACAUCGUCCAAAUCCUUGUCUCUUCAGCUUCUCUGAUGCUUGAACUCUCACCUUUGACCUUGUGUUGACCUUUGAUGCUGAUGUGUAUUUUUAUUAUGUUUGUUUCUUUCUUUUUUUUUUUUUUUGUGGGUUGUUUUUUUUUUUUGUGCUGCCAAAUUGGUUUUGCUAGAAAGACUGCUGAAGGGGAAUAUUUAAACUUGCAUUUGAAUAUAAAAGAAUUUCUAUUUUUCUAGACCUUCGUAAGAUAACCACUUGAUUUUGUGAAUCUGAUUCUUUGUAAUUGUCUUCAGAGCAGCCUUGCUAGCAUACCUUGUGGAGUAUUUGUAUUUCUGUGAACAUACAGCCAAUCACUUUCUAGGCUUAGUUUUUUCUGUGUGCUUAGUUUUAAAAACACAGUUUCGAAGAAAAAGUCAGUUAUACGGUGUGACUCAAUCUUUCAGGAGACUUCCUAGUCACAUUUUGCUGAUCUGGUUUCUGUGCUUGAGGAGACGGCAUGUGUUUUUAUGAGUUCAAACUUGUGACUUGAGUGGCAUCAGCAGAAAACACUUGAACUACAUUUUCUUCCGAUUGUAGCUACAUUUUUGCCCUGACAUUUAUUGAUUUUUUUUAAUUAUUAUUUUUAUUUUUUCCCCUGCUUCCCUGUGUGAUUAUCAGUCUGCAGUGAAAAUUUUGAUCAAAGUUGAUGUUGUAUUUUGUUAAGCUCCAGCGUGCUUGGUUUUUUUGUAACUACAAUCUCCUCAGCAAAAUGUGAUGUUUUUGUUUUAAUCUUUCAAACUAAGAUAGUGCCCAGAAAUGUUUUGCAUGUUUCCUGCUGUUUUCUUCACGCCCUCGUAUAUAUCACCUUCUUCACCUCUCUGUUUUCUAUAGUUUGUGCAAAAACUGAGCAAUUUAAUGGGUUUCAAAGGUAUCCUUUAAAUUGGUGUUUUUGGUAUGACAAAUACCUGAUCAGAAGCCACCUGAGGGCAUCUACCUGUGCACUUAGACUGUCUGCCUGACAGAGCACCUGGACCUUGUGCCACCUCCAGUGCUGUCCGAGGCUCCCAGGGGCUUGGCUGACUCUUCUGUAGUGGAAGUUCUGGUGGAAGGGGAUAGCUGGGGUGCAGGAAAGAGGGGAAACUUCGCAAUAUUUCUGUUUCCAGAGUUAUCUGAAGCUCGGGCUCCUUUGACACACUCUUUAUGAGCAUUUUGUAUAAAUCAGGGCACAUUUUUGUGAAGUCCAGCCCCAGUUUAAUACCAGACUUUGGUGGUAGGAUUCUGGAAUGAUCUAGAUUAGGUCUCGAAACUUAAGUGUUUGAAAUAUCCCAGAGAAAGCAUUUGUAAACCUGGUCCUACAACUGCUGGCUCUUUUCCCAAGUGACAAGCACAAUACAACAGCCUCUGAAGCUGUUACCUGAACAGGGUACCAUCCUCAGCUCUCUUCUCAAGGGCCUUAGCUGGGGAAUCUCUACGGAGAUUUUUUAGUUUUUGUUUAGUUUUUAAUUGGGUAAUGAGCUAAGCAGUUUUUCUGGCUUGCAGGGUGAACUAGAACAGGUUACUGCUUUCUGGGUAGCAGGCUUCCCCCUAUGCUACAUACCAUCUGCACGGGUAGAAACGAGUGUAGCUUCUAGAUGAAGGCACCUGAAGAUGUGUGCUGUGAUGAAGUUUCAGUCAGGAGAAGCAAGCUAGUGUAGGUAUCUUAACAGUAGAAAAUAAUGCAAAAUGAAAUCCCAGGAGAAGGGGUUCUGCUGAGAAAACAUUGUGUUGAUUGGAUAGAAAUCUCGCUUCUGUCCAGUGUUUGGGAUAAUGCAAAGAUGUAAAAGGACUUUUUUUUUUUUUUCUAUCCUAUUCCUGAGUUGGCUGAGGAUUCUCAAUAGAUAUUGGCUAGACUUGUGUAGACAGUCCUUAAUCUGCUUGUAAGGCAGAACAUGUUUGGGUAUGGUACAUAUACCUGGGAGUGAAGCGUGAGGCUGGAUGAAAAAUGGAUAGAGACUUGUUUAUUUGGGAGACAAGGUUGUGGGCUGGCUGCUGUUAGUCCCACAGUCUGAAUGCACAGGGCUGCGUGUCGGUGGGGAGCACUGAUACCCUGCAGUGUACCGAGUAACUGCCAAGACGUUUCUAUACAUGUGCAUCUGGUUCCAUAAGGAACUUUGGGGAAACCUGUGGAAAAAUAUCUGAAGAAAACCAAAAUGCCAAAUGUUGGAUGUUUCUUUCCUUUCUUCUUUCCUUUUCUUCCUUUGGUUGUUGUAAUUGUUCUGUGGUGGUUUUAAUGGGUUUGAGACAGUGGAGCAGCAGCUGCCUUUCUGAUUUUUUGGCUGCUUUUUGUGAAUAAUUUAAAAAGAAAAUUUACAUUUUGGAGACAAACCUGUGGGCUUUUUUAUUGGUACAAACAUUGUAUUUAACACUAGGGGUUUUGUACAGUUUUUUGCCUUUUCUACUAGAAAACAAUGUAAAGUGAUUCACAAUGUGACGAGAAAACAAAUUGCCACUAUGACCAAAUGUAGAGUCUGUUCUGCAGUAACGGGAUUUAAUCAACUCAAAGUCGUGGUUCAGUCGUAGAAAUGCUUUUCUUUACCUUGUUUGAGCUGUUCCUUUUUUUCUUGUUUUGAUUUGCAAAACAAAAUGUCUUUUUGUGUGAAAUUGUGUUGUACUCUGUAGAGAAUUACAGAUUUUACUUUAAUGGUUUAAAAAGCAGAGGAGCACGUGUUGCUUUUCUGAUCUGAUCGCAGAGUUUGUGUAGUGGAUUUAAAAAUGAAAAGAUUUGUUACAAGUUUGGAACGAGCGAGUAUGUGUUAAAGGAAUUUUCUUCCUUUUGUGUGUGUGUGUUUUUUUCUUUUUGUCCCAAAGGGCAACUUAAAGCUGUUUUAAUUGCACAGACACACCGACAACAAGUCAUUUUGUAUAUGCCAAGUGUGGUACCUUCCUUUGUUUAUUUGCUAUUAAACUGUUUGAGAAGA
Molecule: messenger RNA, 4759 nt
Organism: Athene cunicularia (burrowing owl)
Lineage: Eukaryota; Metazoa; Chordata; Aves; Strigiformes; Strigidae
Gene: CELF1
Product: CUGBP Elav-like family member 1
Exons: 16
Coding region: 261-1730 (489 amino acids)
Biological process (GO): mRNA splice site recognition; regulation of alternative mRNA splicing, via spliceosome
Cellular component (GO): nucleus; ribonucleoprotein complex; cytoplasm
Molecular function (GO): mRNA 3'-UTR binding
Source: RefSeq, a predicted model, not a curated record